Vanessa atalanta (red admiral) is the source of this 4090-nucleotide messenger RNA. It is a transcript of the gene Shaw, whose product is annotated as potassium voltage-gated channel protein Shaw-like. Gene Ontology annotation, molecular function: delayed rectifier potassium channel activity; protein binding. Gene Ontology annotation, cellular component: dendrite membrane; neuronal cell body membrane; axon. The record is from RefSeq and is a predicted model, not a curated record. The transcript has 9 exons. Gene Ontology annotation, biological process: potassium ion transmembrane transport; protein homooligomerization. Bases 368 to 2209 code for a protein of 613 amino acids. Lineage: Eukaryota; Metazoa; Arthropoda; Insecta; Lepidoptera; Nymphalidae.
UGAAGGCGCGCGCGGUUGCCGCCAACCGGCCGCGUACUAUUCAAAUAUGGAAUUCUGAAAGUGAACGUUAUAACACAGAUAAACUAAAGUUUGCGUUCGAUUAAAUGUAAUUAGUGUAUCGAUGUUUAAGUGAAUCGAUAUUCUUUUUUCUUUUUUUUUUUUAAUAGCAGUGCGGUGGCGUUUUUCUGGAUGCGAAUGUGGGGCUCUUUAAUUCUGAUACAGGUUUCGCCGCCGUAUCAGCAAUGUCAUCACACGCAAGGUUCAGCCGGUUGGAAGAUGACUAUAUUCAGAUCAUGUCUCGUCGCGGCCAAAGCCGAUCACCGUAGCGGUAUAUAGUUGAAGUUGUGUUGAGUUGAGGAGAUACAAAAUGAAUCUCCUCAACAUGGACGCGGAGAACCGCGUAGUUUUGAACGUGGGUGGCAUCAGACAUGAGACGUAUAAGGCUACGUUGAAGAAGAUCCCGGCAACGCGGCUGUCCCGUUUGACGGAGGCGCUCGCCAAUUACGACCCCGUGCUCAACGAGUAUUUCUUCGACAGACAUCCUGGCGUCUUCGCGCAGGUUCUUAAUUAUUACAGAACGGGGAAACUUCACUACCCGACGGAUGUUUGCGGGCCGCUAUUCGAGGAGGAGCUUGAGUUCUGGGGACUAGACGCGAACCAGGUGGAGCCGUGCUGCUGGAUGACGUACACGCAGCAUAGGGACACUCAAGAGACUUUAGCUGUCCUAGAUCGCUUAGAUCUAGACACAGAGAAGCCAUCCGACGAAGAAGUGGCUCGCAAGUUUGGUUUCGAAGAAGAUUACUACAAUGGGACGGUGUCCUGGUGGCAGCAGCUGAAACCUCAAAUGUGGUCUCUAUUCGAUGAGCCAUAUAGUUCCAAUGCGGCAAAGAUAAUCGGGGUGAUAUCAGUGUUUUUUAUUUGUGUUUCUAUAAUAUCGUUCUGUCUGAAAACGCACCCGGACAUGAGAGUGCCUGUGAUCAGAAACUAUACAGUGACUACCGCGAAUCAGACCCAGGGCUGGGCGUUGGACAAAGUGCAAACAAACGCCCACGUAGCCUUUUUCUAUAUCGAAUGUGUGUGCAACGCUUGGUUCACCCUCGAGAUACUUGUUAGGUUUAUAUCCUCGCCCAAUAAGUGCGAGUUCGUCAAAUCUUCCGUCAACAUCAUCGAUUACAUCGCAACCAUGAGUUUCUACAUCGACUUAAUCCUUCAAAAAUACGCAUCCCAUGUCGAGAAUGCGGACAUUCUUGAAUUUUUCUCUAUUAUACGUAUCAUGAGACUGUUUAAGUUGACAAGACAUUCGUCUGGCCUUAAAAUCCUCAUUCAGACUUUUAGAGCGUCAGCCAAGGAAUUGACGCUCUUAGUAUUUUUCUUGGUGCUCGGUAUUGUGAUUUUCGCGAGCCUGGUGUACUAUGCAGAGAGAAUACAAACAAACCCACACAACGACUUCAACAGCAUUCCAUUGGGCUUGUGGUGGGCACUGGUUACCAUGACCACAGUGGGAUAUGGUGACAUGGCUCCGAAGACCUACGUUGGUAUGUUCGUGGGCGCACUUUGUGCUUUGGCUGGUGUGCUAACGAUAGCUCUACCCGUGCCAGUCAUAGUAUCAAACUUCGCAAUGUACUACUCACACACGCAAGCCCGUGCGAAGCUACCAAAGAAAAGGCGAAGAGUCAUCAACGUAGAGCCGACCAGGCCACCACUUCGUGCACCAGGGGUUCCAGGCGGUCCCGCCGGACCUUUAGCACCAGGUAUGGGACCGCAAGCUGUGAACAGAAGAAUGAAUGCCAUUAAAACAAACCAUCCUAAAGAUAUGAUCGGACCUAAUAUGGUCGCAAGCUUGAUGCCGGGAAUGGAUCUAACCGUAGCCACCCGUCUAACCCCAAGUCCCCGAGACAUGAGUCCAGCCCUCGCUAUAGCACUACCAAUGAUGAAAUCAGUGAAUUUAGUCCCGGCACAAUGCUUUGACAACAUGGCGUACCAUACUGAAAAAACAGAAGAUAAUAAAGAAAGUAAAUCCAGGCAAGAUUCCGUAGAAAGUGAUAAUACUGUCAAAGCUAAUAAUUUUAAUAAUGAAUAUAUUGAUAAAAUUGAAGAAAAGACAGACGCCAGGACUCCACUACUUCGAGGUCAUAAAAUAGAAUCACUUGAUGAAACAAAAUUGCGGGAUAAUAAAAUAGAAAAACGAAAAUCGUCAGCAUCUACAUAAUGGAUAAUAAGUACCGUUAAAGAUCAAUAAAUUUUAAUAAACGAAUUUUGAUGAUAAGUUAGUGGAAGAGACCAAUUGAGCUAAGAAUAAUUUGAGAAUAGCACGUUCGUUGAUUUAGAAUUGAAUUUUUUGGUUAAAUGAUUAUAAAUAAGCUUGAUUAUCAAAAAUCAUAAAAAUUGUAUUGAGAAAGUGUAAAAUAAUCAGCUCCUAAGAAUUUGUUCUUAUUUACCGAUUACUAGCAGUUACGGUUACUUUAAAUGAAAAUAAAAACUUAUUAAAUUAAGCAUAAAAGGCCGUGAUAGUCUUAAGUUUAGUUAAGGAUGAAUUUAAAAUAUUUUUUAAAUGCAAAAGGUAUAUCAAUCACAAAAUACCUAUCAAUUUAAAAAAUAACGACAUUAAUCUUUCACUUCUUAAAUAUAUUUAUUUGCAUUAGCCUUACUUGUUAAUGUCAUUUGAUAAACGUCGACUGCUUUUAAGGGUGGACGAUCAUCUGACGAAUCAAGGAAGAGACGCUGCUUGUAUGAUUUAUCAUGCUCCUCACACUAACGUAUCAUGUUUAUCUGUGUAAGAUAAAAUGUUUUAAUAUCAAUCUGACUGUUCUAGUAUAGCGACAAUGCUCAGCGUGUCUUCCAACAGAUGUGGAUCCACCCUAAAAGCAAAAAAAGCAUGUUUACUAAUGUCCACAUGUUAACAUUUUUAUAAAACAGUAACAUCUAUUCUCUAUACGAAACAUUAUAUUCAAAAUGUUCUUUAAAACUGAAUACUAAAAAUUCCAAAGUAUUUACAUUAAGUCGCCCGUACCCGCGAGCCGCGACCUCGAUCUCUUGAAUCUAUAUCAAAUAUGCUUACAGGUAUUACGUAGGACGAUAUAAUCAUUGACUAACCUGUUUGUGUGUAUAUAUAAUCUAUAUUGAAAGGCGAAGUUUGUAGUGCUUUAAAUUUAUUCAGCUUUUGUCUACAUAAUAUUAUCCAGAGGAAGUUUUACCGUUCGUGUCAUCGAUUAUAUGUAUAUUACGUUGUUACAAUUAGUCAAAGUUUAAUCAACUUGUAAAUAAGUAGAUGUCUAUAAAUUACCUGUAAAUAUUGAUUGACGGGUGUUUAGUUAAACGCGGCUUACUCUUUCAUUUAUCAUUGAACUGCCAUUCGAUAGAAGGAAACAGCAUCGUUUAUCUAAGCACCUCCUGAUCAAAAUUUAUUUCGGUAAUAUUUUACUUAGAAUGAUUGAAAUUGUAACUCUCAAAAAUGUCCUUUUAUUAAAACAAUAAAAUUGAGAUUGUUGUUUUUCCGGUGAACCAUCAUAUACACAUAUAAGAUAUAUACAUAUACAAGUUGAAAUCAAGAUGAAUUAUACGUGCAAUGUGUAUGUUUAAGAUAGGUGACCACGCGGACGAAUACUAGUCAAGAUUUUAUUCGUAACAUAACAAAAUACAUACUAGAAUAGAAAAAAAGUCCAAGAGACGGUUCUGAAAAACGCUUGCUUAGUGAUUUUAUGUUUUUUUAUUAUCAAUCAAUAUUUUUUAUAUAUCAAUGUGUAUCAAUGUGUUUAAUUUUCUGACGAAUAUGCCCAUCAUUUAGACAAAUAUCACACAUUUAUGCCUAAAACGUCACUUACAGUACCGACAUAUUAAAUGCAUGUAGCUCACUUACGUCAACCGCAAAUUAAGCCAGUAUUAUAUACCUACAAAUAUUUAGACAUGCCACACACGCAGUACUUACUAAAUGUAUUAAGGAAGAUUUAUAAGGAUUAAUUUACUAUUCAAGCGUUUUUCUCUCCAAUAAUUAAUAAGUUGUUUAGUAAUAAUGAUGUAAAUAAAAUAUUUAGCGUUAAUAAUUUUAUAUUUCAACAGUUACUAAAAUCACUAGAGACACAUAUCAUCAGCA